ACGCCGUGCCCUUGAUUUCCAUUUCCUGCGGGAGGUUUAGAGCCGCUCGCUGAGAGCAGACACACCGGGAGGUCACUGAAACAUCGAGUCUGCGGGCACCGUGUUGUCGUCGCCGCCGCCGCCGCCAUGGGACGAGACGAUGCGAAGGGGCUGCCUCCGCCGGCGAUCGUCAACGGGAACUCGCUGUGGUUGGCCGGCUGCGGCUGGUUCACCGCGCUGCUUCACAACGCCGUCAACUUCAGGCCGCCGCUAAAGUCAGGUGUUCAUCGACAAGUCCUGAUGACAACACUUGGCUGGUUCGUCGGCUACCACAUGACAAAACAUGCAAAUUACGUGUACGCCAAACAUGAUCGAGAGAUGUACGAGUACAUCAGACUCCACCCGGAGGACUUUCCACCAAAGGAAAAAAAGACCUUUGCAGAGAUUGUCGAGCCUUUUCACCCUGUGCGCUAAGUGUCGGCAGAAGAGAACGUUUGUGGACCGACGUCAGUCUUCAGUGGUCCUUUUUGGGGGAAACCUUUCUGUCAUAUAUUGUGUGAAAUAUAGCUAUGUAAAUAAAAUAAAAAGAAAUUCAACAUUG
Molecule: messenger RNA, 580 nt
Organism: Scophthalmus maximus (turbot)
Lineage: Eukaryota; Metazoa; Chordata; Actinopteri; Pleuronectiformes; Scophthalmidae
Gene: ndufc2
Product: NADH:ubiquinone oxidoreductase subunit C2
Exons: 3
Coding region: 127-453 (108 amino acids)
Biological process (GO): mitochondrial electron transport, NADH to ubiquinone
Cellular component (GO): mitochondrial inner membrane
Source: RefSeq, a predicted model, not a curated record